AUGCGACGUAUUUCACCACGUUCAUUAUUAUUAUCUAUUGGAAUAUCAUUGAUUUUAUUUGUAAUUAUUUUUAUUGUUAAUCAUCGUUCAAUUGAUGUAGAAGAGCUGCCGAUUAAAUGCAAUUGUCCAACUGUACCAGCACAAACUCUGCCAACUAUAAAUAACACAAUUUCAAUAAUAAAUACAACAAAAAUAGAAGCAGUAACGAUUCAAAAAGUAAAUAUACCAACUAUUGCUCCAACAACAACUUUACCACCGCUUCCUCCGUGUAAACCAGUUGAAAAAAAUUCAUCCGUUCAACGAGCUAUAAUUAUUUAUUAUCCACAUCAUCAAAGUGAAUAUUUCUUUCCGGAAGUUCGAUGGUUAUAUCGUUCAUGGGCAGAAAUGUUACGUAGUCAACCGCCAACAUGGCGUACAGAUUUUCUUAUAUUUACAUAUAAUUUUUCGGCUGAAUUUCGUAGCCUUGGAUGUAUUAAUCGUAUUCGUGAAAAUAAACAAGAACCAUCUGUUUGUCGCAUUUUUCUUUAUGUACCUAUACAAUUUCGUACGCCAAAUAUUACAAAAAAUAAUUUUGAAAAUGCAUUUUCUGAUGCAAAAAAAAUCGCAAAACUUUAUAAUGAUAGUGUAGAACAAAUGGUUACUAUACCUAAAAUAAAUGAUCCAGAAACAUUUGAUCUUAAACGUUCAGAAUCUCUAUAUAAUAAUCUUCGAACAUAUGGAUAUAUUGAUUCUAUUAAUACAAUUUAUGAAGGUUUUAGUACAUUUAAAAUGUAUGAUUUUGUUUUAAGAACCGAUAUUGAUGUUUUUAUUUAUCGUCAUUUUGGAACAUAUAUUCCUCAAAAUUGUACUUUAAUAACCGGUGGUGGUGGAUAUGGAACAAAUUUUAAUCGAAGAAAAUUAAAACGUAUUGCUCAUGAUAUGGGUUUUUCACAUGUUGAAAUGUCUGGCAUGGGUUCAACAUGGUAUGGUUCAGCUCGUGAUGGAUUUUUAGUUGCGAAUCAAACAUUACAUGGAAUGCUUUGGUUAGCAGAAUAUGAAUUUGCUCAACCAGAAAGAGAAUCAAAAUUAGGCACACUAAUGUGGCCUGAAUGGCAUUAUGGUGUCUUACUUUUAUAUGGUCAACAUUUAGCAAUAAAUCAUUUAGUUGGUCAAAAUCAAAUUCGAGUGAUAAUUGGUCAUAAUCUUCUUGAUCAAUCAUCAACAGAUCCAAGUCCGCAAUAUGUACAACAAGGUAUUCGUUUAAAUCUUCAUUGUUGGCAUACAGAUAAUCGUUUUUCGAAAUUUGCUUUUAAAAUGGGUCAUUAUAAUAAAACAGAAUUAGUUAAAUAUCAAAAUGAUACAACAGCUCAAGCUUAUGCAAUGCGCAUGGCACUUGAAUCAAAAUAUAUGACACUUGAACAACUGGCAGAUUUAAUUCGAAAUAUUUCCAUAACAAAAUAA
Adineta steineri is the source of this 1440-nucleotide messenger RNA. The record is from the annotation of a GenBank genome assembly. Lineage: Eukaryota; Metazoa; Rotifera; Eurotatoria; Adinetida; Adinetidae.